Messenger RNA from Fomitopsis serialis, 1900 nucleotides. RefSeq names its product MFS general substrate transporter. Lineage: Eukaryota; Fungi; Basidiomycota; Agaricomycetes; Polyporales; Fomitopsidaceae. Gene Ontology annotation, biological process: transmembrane transport. Bases 168 to 1832 code for a protein of 554 amino acids. The transcript is spliced from 12 exons. Gene Ontology annotation, molecular function: transmembrane transporter activity. The record is from RefSeq and is a predicted model, not a curated record. Gene Ontology annotation, cellular component: membrane.
UCCAGCCCGAGAUCCAUCUCAUCACUCAAUCAUUAUGUAUUCGAACCUGUUGCGGGGCGCAAGGACCAGUCUGGAAUUCCACAAUUUCCGCUGGAUAAAGGCCCGCAACACUCACCGACUUACCGCACGCAGUGCCUCUCCUGCCUCUAUCUCUGUCUCUCGCAACCAUGUCGAUGCCCAUCCUCGAGUCGUCGACUACAGCCGCUGCGGCCCGCAGAGUCUCCACAGGUUCGACAAACAGCGCAGCCGACAAGCGUGCGGACAUUCUCCGGGCUCUGAAGGCUGAAAGCUCGAUUUUCAAGAAUUCGCCGUAUGGCCACGACUCCGCCCUAGAGACCGAGGCAGCUGCAUCGGCUUCGUCACUCGAUCUCUCUGCCGUUGUUCCGCCCAGUCAAGUUGAACGGAUCCGUAGGCGUUCUGAGCUUCCCCGCGUCCGGACUCCCCAGUUGGGCGAGGCGAUCGAGCUGCCCGUCCUCUCUCCCAUCGACGAGCGCAACAACGCUCAGUCUAGCGCGGUCGCUAGCGGCCCAAGCCAGCUUUCCUUCAGCAAGACAACAGACGUCGAGAUUGCGCCUACGCCGUACGCCCCCUCGCUCGAUUACACGGCGGAGACCACUCCAGCGGUCACGCCUGCCCAGCGCGCUGCGUUCCGGCGGAACGCCAGGAUCCAGUUCUUUGCGCUCUGCUAUUCGUUCUUCUUGGAGGGCUGGAACGAUGGAUCGACCGGUCCACUUUUGCCGAGGAUAGAGCGCACCUACCACAUCGGCUUUGCGAUCGUGUCUAUGCUGUUCGUGACGAACUGUGUGGGCUUCUUGAGCGGUGCGGUGAUGAAUGUGUGGUUAAACCAAAAGCUCGGGCUGGGCAAGGUUCUAGUACUCGGCGCCGUCUUUCAGCUCAUAGGAUACACCAUGAUGGCACCCGGCGGGCCCUUCUGGGUCAUGUGUAUCGCCUUCGUGUUCGCGGGCUAUGGCAUCUCGCUGCAAAACGCCCAGGCGAACGGCUACGUGGGGAACCUCAAGGAUGGCGCGCAUAACAUGUUUGGGUUCCUGCAUGCCUCUUACGGUUUCGGAGCACUGGUGUCGCCUCUCGUGGCGACGCAGUUCUCGUCUGCUGACCACUGGUCGUUCCACUACCUUAUAUCCGCCGGUAUCGCCGUUAGCAACCUCCUCUUACUGGGAUUCGUAUUCCGGCUCAAGGACCUAGAUCAAAUCAUGGCGGAAGCGGGCGAGGCUGUCGGAGAGCCCGGAGUAAACGAAAACCUGUAUCACCAGAUCAUGCGGCUGAAGGAGGUACACUACCUGGCCAUGUUCUCGCUGAUCUAUGUCGGCGUAGAAGUCUCCAUCGGAGGUUGGAUUGUCACCUUCAUUGAGGAUGAACGUGGUGGAGGCGCCAGUGCUGGAUACAUUUCUUCGGGCUUCUUCGGCGGGCUUAUGCUUGGACGUAUACUGCUUAUGCAGCUCAAUCGCAAGCUCGGCGAACGUUGGGUCAUAGUUUACUACUCCGUCGUCGUCAUCAUUCUAGAAGUGACCAUCUGGGUGGUCCCCUCACUCAUCGAGAACGCCAUCGCCGUGUCCGUAGUCGGGCUCCUCAUGGGCCCCAUCUACCCCGUCCUGAUGAACCAGUCCACCGGCAUCCUGCCCAAGUGGCUGCUCACCGGUUGCCUGGGAUACAUCGGUGGCAUCGGCCAGGCUGGCAGCGCCGUCCUACCGUUCAUCACGGGUCUGAUCUCGAGCAAGUUCGGUAUUGCGAGCUUGCAGCCUUUCAUCGUGUCUAUGAUGUCCACGAUGAUCAUCAUUUGGGCACUGGUGCCCAAGGCAAGACGCAUCGAGUAGACCUUUCCGCGGCAUACGCACCGCCUAAAAACAAAAACGUAUCUCCGUUCCCUCUUGUACAUCUCCUC